GGGCGAAGCAUGACUAGGCCGAGGCCGAGGCCUAGGGCGCGGGCGCCUGCUCCGAGGCUAGCGGGCAGCCUGAGGCCGCGGGGCCGGCAGGGCGGCGGUCGGACCCUCCCCCGGGCGGGGGGCAGGGGGCGGGCUCCUGGACGGCCGCGCGCCCCGGGAUCCAGCGCCAGCAGAACCGCCGCACCAUGGCACCUGCCGGACGCCCGGGGGCCAAGAAGGGGAUUUUGGAACGCCUUGAGAGUGGGGAAGUUGUGAUUGGAGAUGGCAGCUUUCUCAUUACUCUGGAGAAGAGAGGCUAUGUGAAGGCUGGGCUCUGGACUCCAGAGGCAGUGAUAGAACAUCCAGAUGCAGUUCGUCAACUUCACAUGGAAUUCUUGAGAGCAGGAUCAAAUGUCAUGCAGACUUUCACCUUUUCUGCCAGUGAGGACAAUAUGGAAAGCAAGUGGGAAGAUGUAAAUGCUGCUGCCUGUGACCUCGCCAGGGAAGUGGCUGGCAAAGGUGAUGCUUUGGUAGCAGGGGGGAUCUGCCAGACAUCAGUAUACAGAUACCACAAGGAUGAAGCUAGAAUUAAAAAACUUUUUCGACUACAGCUACAGGUUUUUGUGCAGAAAAAUGUGGACUUCUUGAUUGCAGAGUAUUUUGAGUAUGUUGAAGAAGCUGUGUGGGCUGUGGAAGUCUUAAAAGAAUCUGAUAGACCCGUGGCAGUUACCAUGUGCAUAGGCCCAGAGGGAGACAUGCAUGACUUAACACCCGGAGAAUGUGCCGUGAGGCUGGUGAAGGCAGGGGCUUCCAUCAUUGGCGUGAACUGCCGCUUUGGGCCUGAGACCAGCUUGAAGACGAUGAAGCUCAUGAAGGAGGGUCUUGAACGGGCAGGACUGAAAGCAUACCUCAUGGUGCAACCCCUGGUGUUCCACACACCCGACUGUGGCAAAGAGGGGUUUGUGGAUCUCCCAGAAUAUCCCUUUGGACUGGAACCCAGAGUUGCCACCAGAUGGGAUAUUCAAAAAUAUGCCAGAGAGGCCUACAACCUGGGGGUCAGGUACAUUGGCGGCUGCUGCGGAUUUGAGCCCUACCACGUCAGGGCAAUUGCAGAGGAGCUGGCCCCAGAAAGGGGCUUUUUGCCACCGGCAUCAGAAAAACAUGGCAGCUGGGGAAGUGGUUUAGACAUGCAUACCAAACCCUGGGUUAGAGCAAGGGCUCGAAGAGAGUAUUGGGAGAAUCUGCUGCCAGCUUCAGGCAGACCUUUCUGUCCUUCGCUGUCAAAGCCAGAUGACUAAGGAGUAGUGAAAGAAAAUCCUGAAAUGAUAGAACAGAGAAAGUUGCCCUCAAGCCCAACCUGGAACCCUUCCUCACCAUGAUGAGGGUAACCUCACCAUGUCCUGCUGUCUCCAGCUGCUGAGGUGCUGCAGUCCCUUCCCUUCAAGUCCACAAGUGCAUGCAUAUUUAGCUUCUGCCGUGGUUAAGCACGGCCAGCCUCAAUGUGAUUACUUUCAAAGAUGAUUUUUACUUGAACAUAAAAGGUCCGGCUGGGCUAGGUGGCUCACACCUGUAACCCCAGCACUUUGGGAGGCUGAAGCGGGCCGGUCACCUGAGGUCAGGAGUUCAAGACUAGCCUGGCCAACAUAGUGAAACUCUGUCUCUACAAAAAUACAAAAGUUAGGUGGGAAUGAGGGUGGGUGCCUGUAAUCCCAGCUACUUGGGAGGCUGAAGCAGGAAAAUUGCUUCAACUGAGGAGGCGGAGGUUGUAGUGAGCCAAGAUGGCGCCAUUGCACUCCAGCCUUGGCAACAAGAGCAAAACUCCAUCUCAAAAAAAAAAAAGAAAGAAAAAAAAAAGAAAUAUUGGGUCCUAGAAUUUUUAAAAUGUGUCUUCAUAAUCACAGGUAGCUAGGUUAUAAACUAUUUAAAGGCAAGAUCAUGUGAUAAGCUUCUUAUAAUUCUCCUUAGCAUUGUGUUAGGUAUACUAAUAGGUGCACAGUGAAAUACUUAUUGUUGAUUGUUUAAAAAUAAUUCAAAAUAAACUGUUUUAGAAAACCUUUUCAAAAGUCAGUGUUCAGGCCAGUUGCAGGGACUCACACCUGUCAUCCCAGCACUUUGGGAAGCUGGGGUUAGACAGAUCACUUGAGGUCAAGAGUUCAACCAGCCUGGCCAACAUGGCAAAACCCCGUCUCUACUAAAUAAAAUACAAAAAUUAUCCAGGCAUAAUGACACAUGCCUGUAAUCCCAGCUACUUGGAGACUGAGGCAUGAGAAUUGCUUGAACCUGGGAGGCAGAGGUUGCAGUGAGCUGAGAUUGCCCCACUGUAUGCCAGCCUGGGAGAUGAAGUUCAAAUCUAUUUUGGUCUAAUAUUUUCUUAUGUUUGUGUUAUUUCAUGGGCUUGCCAGUUUCUCUUUUACAACAAUUUAUCAAUUUGUGGCAAUAAAAUUAAAAGUUAUUUACCUUUUAUAGUGUUUGAAUGUCAAAAAUGCCAUGAACAUUCUUUGGAAUAAUACUAGCAAAUAUUUAUUACUCACUAUGUCCGAGGCUUUGUUCUAAAUGUACAAAUACCCGCCAUCCAGGGAUUCAAAAUUAGAUAGUGUUUAACACAGUAGUUCACAGGUAAGGAAACUGAAGUCUAAUGAGGCUAGGCAACUUGCCUGAGGUCAGACAAUUAGCAAAUGUGAAAUGAGUACAUUUUGAUUUGAACCCAUGGGGCUGGCUCUGGAAUCCAUGUCCUUAGCUACUGUAUUGCACUACAUCUGUCAUGUAUACAGCUGCUACUUAUUGUCAAAAAUCUAUCCAGAUUUUUCUGUCACUAGGUCCAAAGUAUUUUUAUCAACAUUCCUUAUUAUGAAUUAACUCUUCAAACCUGCCAUGACUGUUUCUGUAAUAUUGACAACCUGGAAUUUAUUUGAGAUAGCCACUUUACCUAUAAUACACAACCCCACCCUACUGGAAAUUAGAAUAACUUACCAUCAUCUCAAGGCCUUUGGCAUCCUUAAGGGUGACUAAUCCAAGCCACCAAUUAAAUACCUGACUAUCCUUGCCAGCGUCUUCACCAGGACCAUCAAAUCUCUGUUUGGAACCCUUAAAUAGUAACUCACUACCCCUCAAUAUCACUUACUCCUUUUUAAGAAACACUUCAUUCUUGGAAAGUUAUUUCAUAUAUUAAAGAGAAAUCUAUUUAUCAAUGACCUUCACCUGUAGACUUUGAGCACUCAUAAAGCAAAUUUAUAAUUUCUUCCAUAUAUCUCUCCGAAACUUUAAAGAUAGCUGUAUGGCUUUCCUGUACUUACUUGUCCUCAUUUCCUGCAACCAAAAGGCAUAGGCUAAAAUGUGCUUUGUCAAAUACUACCUGUGUGACAUUAGACAGCUACUUAAGCUUUCUGUCUUAAUUUCCUCAUCUGUAAAAUGAGGAUAAAAUAGAACCAUUUUCAGUAGGGUGCUCUGAGGAGUCAAUGAGAUAAGUUAGUUAGAAAGUGCAUGUUGUAUAGUUGGCAUUCAUUGCACAUUAUAUAGUAUAAUUAUGCUGACUUGGUUUCCAAUCCCCUAAUCUUCAUGGUGACUCUCUUCUGGGAACACUCUGGUAUCAAAGACUCUGCUUAUUGUUAGUAUCUGGUCCCAAACACCACAUUCCAGGAGAGAACUGUUUACAUAAUACCUCCUGCUUGCUUUAUAGAUUUUGUGGAGAGGGCAGUUCAGGACAUGAGAAUAUCAAGAGUGAAGAAGGUACAUCAAGAGGGAGAGCUCUCUCCAUGCUGAAUCCCUUCCUUGGGUCUGCACCAGCACAAACAAAGGCUUUUAUCUACUUACUAUAAAGUUCAGGAGUGCUAAACUGUAUAGGAGUUCGAGAUCAGCCUAGGUAACAUGGCAAAAUUCCAUCUCUAUGAAAAAUGCAAAAAUUAGCUGGGCAUGGUGGUGUGCAUGACUAUAGUCUCACCUACUGAGGAGGCUGAGGUGGGAGGGUCACUUGAGCCCAGGAGGUCAAAGCUGCAAUGAGCUGUGAUCACACCACUGCACUCCAGCCUGGGUGAUGGAGCAAGACCUAGUCAAGAAAGAAAAAGAAGGAAUAAAGACAGGAAAGAAGGAGGGAAGGAAGGAAGAAAGGAAGGAAGGAAGGAAGGAAGGAGGAAAGGAAGGAAAGGAGACACAGUGGGAGGGAGGAAGGAGAGAGGAAGGAAGGAAGGAAGGAAAGAAGGAAGGGAAGGAGGGAGGGAAAGAGGGAGUGAGGGAAGAAGGGGAGAAGAAGGAAGGAAAGAAGAAAGGAAGGAAAGAAGGAAGGAAGGAAGGGGAUAUAUAAAAACAUUAAAUGCAUGAACACUCACACAAAAAUACUCUAAACAAAGGCAAAUAGGAAAAGUGUGUAACAGGGGUCAGCAACCACUCUUCCAGUAAAUGGGUCUUGAGCUGCUUUCGUUCAAACCUUCCCCACCCAUGCACAUGCUGUAAGGGGGGCUCACCUAUGUGAUUGGCAUUCAGAACCCCCCUCCACCCCAUUUUCUUGGGCUUAAGGGUGUUAUGAGAAGGCAGUGUACCCAGCAGGGACCAGGCAAAGCCUUGGGGUCAGCACCAGCAUCAUCACCAUCAGCCGUUUUGAUGAUCACUAUUCCAGUGUAGGCUAUGAGGCUGUGGAUCAGGUGCCCCAGGAAGCACCAUGCACCUCGUGGAGAUGAUGUGAGGGCCAGGUCGUUGAAUCUUCAGGUAUUGACACAGAGCUCAGACAGCUUCUGAGCAUUCACAAGGUAUCUCGUAACAUGGUACCUGUCAGCCCCACUUGAUUCUUCCAUUCCCAAGGAGCGGGUCCUCUCUCUUGUUGGGCGACUUCUAGGGAUGGACUGUCAGCUCCUGUGCCCCACACAUGCACUUUGUACUGCCUCCUCCCCACCUCCCUCAAUGCCCACAACUAUUUAAGGGUUUCAGAAAAAUCUUUUCUUCUUCAUCUGUUAUUAUAAAAGGACAUCACAGCAAAAGUAAUAGGAAAAUGAAAUCCACUUUUCUCAAUGGCAUCCUUAUUAGAGGUGGAGAAAUAUUUGCUUUAUAUCUUUCCAGUGCUGGGAAAAAAGGGUGGGGGGACAGAAUAACACAUUUACAGAUUGAAGCAAUAGGAAUGCUAACAUCUGCCAUACAUAUUUGUAUACAUUUGAUAAACUAAGGGAUACUUUCUUUAAUCUAUAAAUUAGGAAAUAAUUACCUUAAUCCAUUAAAUAUAGAAAAAGAUAAGAAAACACAUUCAAUAUUAGGUAAAUGCACAGCAAAGUGACGAGAUACCUUCUCUCAUCUAUCAUCAGCUAAGAUCAAAAAGUGGAUAAUAUCUUAUGUCAUUGAGUGUGCAGGGGAAACGACUUUCUCAUAGGUAUGCUUUUUGUAGAAGUGUAACCUGGUACAAACUAUUUGGAAAGCAAUUUAUCCAUAUUUACAAAAUUUAAAAUUCACAUGCCCUUGGAUGAGCAGUUUUACUUCUAGGAAUAUAGCCAGCUAUUAUGUUUGUAUAUAUGCAAAUGUGCAUGUCUGGAAACCACCUAAAUAUUCAUCAAUGACAUAUUUGUGAGUGAAUAAUGGAACAUCUACGGGGUAUUAAAACAUGGUGUCAUUACAAAGAAUACAUUAGAUCAAUAUGGGCUAAGAUGGAAGGAUCGCCUCCAUAUAUUGUUAAAUGAAAGUAUGCUCCCAUUGUGUAUACAUAGAAUAUUUCAGGAAGGAAUAUUUCCCUCCUAGAAGAGAAGGACUGAUGAUUGAAAGUGUGGUGUAAGAGGAAGACUUCCUUUUCUCUGAUACCCUUCUUUAGUGUCUAAAUUUGUUAAUAUGGUUUGGGUACUACUUUUUCUACAAAAUAAAUUAGUUUAAAAAUGUAUGUCAAGAUUUCUGAUUGCAAGGGGAAAAAUCAGAUAACGUGAGUUUCCUGUUGUGAUACAGAAUGGGAAAUGCUACAUCAUGGAUGACGUAUACCAGCCAAAAGUGCCUGGGGGAAUCUAAUCAAGCCUUUGGAUUUCACCUCCAAUUCAGUGAAAUCAAGGGAUAUAGGAACAAAGUAAAAACCACAAUCAAGUGAAUUCUGUAUUCUACUGGGCUGGUCUUUUCCACAGGUUAGCAUGUUGGGGCUGCUCAUCUUUAUGUGACAAAGCAAUAUAAUGCAUGGUCCUGGCUGGGACAAACUAGCUAUAAAAGGUGUUUUGUGAAUAAUUGGGGAAAUUCGAUUAAGGAAUCAGGUUAAUUUUGACAAUGGAGGAAAAUGUUCUUAAUUUUUGGAAAAAUACAAUUUUUUAAAAUGCAUUCUAAAUGUUACUAUUUAUAAUUUACUUUAAAUCUUUUAGCAUAUAAAAAGGAGGCAUUUUUAAAUGGCAAGAUUUCUACAGGCUUUGAUUUGGUAGGAAGAAAUUAGGAAGAGGGUAAUUGUCUGUAAAAAAACAAAAAAUGACCAGUGAAACUAAGAAAAACUGGCUUGAACAAGCUCUUUCCAGUUCUACAGCAGAUGUUUGCUGUACUAGAGUUAUCAAGAAUAGCAGAUGGCCCUCUGAUAAACCUGCUGUGCAUAGAUUCAGCAAUGUAGACCCAAACAGCUGGCAUGAAAACUACCUGAAAGGGAUCGAAGAGAUUCGUUGAAACUAGGGGUGAAGGUCAGCUGGAAAAACAAUUCCUGCUUUGCAAUGAUCACAGCCAUGAUUUGACACCUUGUGCAAAAUUGUAAGCAAAGUUAAGCAACUCACUUUGGCUGUACAGUCAGCUGCCUUGAAGGUGAGCCCAUAUUUUGUUUAAUCAGUAAUGAAAAUGCUGAAAAGAGUUGCAGAAGGGUGCAAUUUUGCCUGACAUCAGGGCUGUUUGAUGAAAGGGUUUUCAGAAAAGUAGAUGGGGCAUGCUAGCAGGGCUAUUGCUGGCACUCUGGCAGUCACAUUUCAUCUAUAACCUCCAUUAUUUAUUUGGAGCAGAGAGGUGGCAAGAGGAAAGAAAGGGAAAUAAAAGUUGUAUUUUCCAUGACAUAGGUGCAGAUGAGCUGGCCCUUCACAAUAGUGAAGGUGGAGAAGUGGUGGUGACUAUUCACCUUGAGGAGUCUGUGCUUUCAUAUCUAAUCAUGUUUACCCGUUCUUUUGCUUAUUCACUCAUUCAAUCACUCAUUAAUUCAUUCACUAUUCAAAUAACAUUUAUUUAGUGCUUGACUAUGGUAGUCACUCUUACAUGUUCCAUAGUACCCUAUAUUUAUCAUGAAUAAGUUCAAUGUGGUUUUUGCUCAUUUGGUUUUGUUUUUCCUUUUGUUUUGGGUUUUUUGUUUGUUUUUGUUUUGAGGCAGAGUCUCACUCUGUCACCCAGGCUGGAGUGCAGUGGCACGAUCUCAGCUCACUGCAGUCUUUGCCUCCCAGGUUCAAGCAAUUCUCCUGCCUCAGCCUCCUGAGUAGCUGGGAUUACAGGUACCCACCACCACACCCAGCUAAUUUUUGUGUUUUUAGUAGAGAUGGGUUUCACCAUGUUAGCCAGGCUGGUCUUGAACUCCUGAGCUCAAGUGAUCCAGCCGCCUUGAUUUCCCAAAGUAUUGGGAUUACAGGCAUGUAUGCCCUGCCAGUUCAAUGUAGUUUUAAUACUCCCUUGGUCAUUCCUGUUUACUUGCCUAUUCCGCACUCAACAGGGCAGUGAAAACAUCUUAUUAGUUAUUGUAUACUCAGCACCUGGCAUAUUAUAAAACUAAAAAAAAAAAAUUGUUGAAUGAAUGAAUGAGUAAAUGAAUGUACAAACCAUGCUAGGGUUAAAGAAUGCAAAGAUGAAUAAGCCACUGUCUAAUGUUGCCUUGCUGAAUCCUCUUGCCAAAAGUAUUCUGAAGAAUAUGCACCUGGUGUAGGACAGACCAGCAUCAACUUGUGCUAGUUUAAAGAAGCUGAAGUUGAAGAGACUGGAAGGAGGAAGUGGAGGGGCAUCAGAAAGUGAAAUGGCAGGCUAUGUAAACAGAAUGGCUCAAGGGCAACCCCAAGAAGGCCCAGGCUGGAAUAGAUGAGGAAGCAUUUAGGACAGAGGAGAGAGUUAGGACUCAGGGUCAUUAGCAAUGGAAAAAAGUGCAAAUUCAAAAAUGCAUCAUUGGCUAGGCAUGGUGGCUCAUGCCUGUAAUCCCAUGGCUUUGGGAGGCCAAAGUGUGUGGAUCACUUGAGCUCAGGAGUUUGAGUCCAGCUUGGGCAACAUGGAAAAACCCCGUCUCCACCAAAAACACAAAAAAUUAGCUGAGCAGGAUGGCUCAUGCCUCCCAGCUACUCAGGAGGCUUAAGUGGGAGGAUUGCUUAAGCCCAGGAAGUGGACGUUGUAGUGAGCCAAGAUCGUACCACUGCAUUCCAGCCUGGGUAACAGAGUGAGAAUCUGUCUCAAAAAAAUAAAAUAAAAUAAAAUAUGGGAACCAUUUUAAAGUCUUAAGAAAGUAAAACCAACACAAGCAUUUUAAUUGUUCAACUAAAAACAUGAGUGUGGGAUACACUAUUUCAAACCACCUUCAAUAACAGCAAAAUUGAUAAAGCAUACUUUUCUGACAGGCAGAUAAACAAAGUUUGAUCCCCCAUUCACAGAAGUUGGGCCUCUUUCCAUGCUGAAGAAGACUUACAACUUGUCCUAAUAUGUUCUGAUUUUAGAGGCAAUAAAUACCAUCCUACACUCCUCUCUAAAAGUACUUCUUUCUCUUACCUACUUGCUUAUUCAUUCAUUCCUUCAAUUUAACAAAUAUUUGUUCAGGCUGUUAUAAGACAGUCACUGUUUUAGAUGCUGGGACUACAUAGGGUAAACAACCAUCCUGGUUUGCCCCAGGACUAACCCAGGUUUAGCACUGAAAGUCCUGUGUUCUGGGAACCCCUUCUGUCCUGGGCCAGUGUUGGUCAUCCUAGAGCCUACAUCAGUGAGGUGGGAUUGAAAUUUUAGCUAGGGAGGCCCCAGAAAGCCUUUACUAGAAAGGCUACUUUCAAGAAAAGACCUGGAGCAGAUAAGGACAAUAGCUGCAUGGACAUCCUGGGGAAGAGCUGUCCAGAAAGUGUAAGCCUGAGGCAAGAGCUUCCCUGCCAUGUUGGGGGAAUAGCCAAGAAUCCACAUUGGUGGGGACACAGUGAGAGAGGGGAAAGCAAUGGGAGAUGAGAUCUGAGACAUAUCAGGAGUCAAUUAUUUGAGGACUUGUGACUUAGCAAGGAUUUUUGGCUUUUAUUCUGAACAACAUGAGAGGACAUUGGAAGGUUUUCAACAGGGAAAGAACGGGCUCACUUUGGCUGUUAAGAAGAAGCCACAAAGGGUUAAGAGCAGAGACAAGGAAGCUAAGCAUUGAAAUAAUCCCUUUGAAAGUCCUAGUCCAGGCUGGGCAUGGAGGCUCAAGCCUGUAAUCUUUGCACUGUGGGAGGCCGAGGUGGGUGGAUCACAAGGUCAGGAGUUCAAGACCAGCCUGGCCAACAAAAUGAAACCCCCCAUCUCUACUAAAAAUAGCAAAGUUAGUCGGGUGUGGUGGCAUGCACCUGUAGUCCCAGCUAUUGGGGAGACUGAGGCAGAAGAAUCACCUGAACCCGGGAGGUGGAGGUUGCAGUGAGCUGAGACCACGCCAUUGCACUCCAGCCUGGGUGACAGAGUGAGACUCUAUCUCAAA
Messenger RNA from Callithrix jacchus (white-tufted-ear marmoset), 9562 nucleotides. It is a transcript of the gene BHMT2, whose product is annotated as betaine--homocysteine S-methyltransferase 2. Gene Ontology annotation, cellular component: cytosol. Gene Ontology annotation, molecular function: S-methylmethionine-homocysteine S-methyltransferase activity; zinc ion binding. NCBI's taxonomy places the organism in Eukaryota, Metazoa, Chordata, Mammalia, Primates, Cebidae. The record is from RefSeq and is a predicted model, not a curated record. Gene Ontology annotation, biological process: L-methionine salvage.